AUGCCCAACAUCCCUACUAACGGCAGUUCGUCUGAGUGCAGUGAUGGGGGCAAUUUGCUGGCUCUCGCCAACAGCAUCUUGCAGCAGACGCAGGACAUCGUGGAAUAUCUACGCUUGAACAGUUACCCCUCCCCCACCUUUGCAGUGGAGUCCAUUGAUCGCCCUGAGACGCUCGAGUAUUUGACGCUUCAUGAUGGUCUGAAAAGAUCUCUAGAAGACUUGAAAUACUUAGUUGAGGGCCCAAAGAUGCACUUUCGUGCCCUUUGCUGCCAGGGGUAUGAGCUUGCUGGUAUUCAAGUGGCUCUCGAGUUCAACUUCUUCACCCUUGUUCCUGCAGAAGGACAAAUUUCUCUGGAAGAACUCGCCAAAAGGUCCGGUGUUGACCUUGACAGAACCUCUCGCGUUGUUCGCUUGCUAGUUACGGAAUCCAUUUUCAAAGAACCUACUCCUGGUUACAUUUCACACAACCCCAGUUCCUACCUUCUUUACAAAGACGAAGAGAUACGGUCUACGUUACAGUACACGACCGAUGAGAUGCUUAAGGCAGCUUCAUCUACCGCCGAUAACGUCAGGGCGUCUCCGGAUGCUUAUGACAGUGCCCUCACACCAUUCUCAACGCGCCACGGCCUUCCAAUCUUUGAUUACUAUGAGAAAGAUCCCCAGCGUUCACUUCGAUUUGCCAAGGCAAUGGCCGGUUGGGCGAAGUGUAAUGCUCACCUUUUCUUUCUUUUAUUCUAA
Colletotrichum truncatum is the source of this 738-nucleotide messenger RNA. RefSeq names its product o-methyltransferase. NCBI's taxonomy places the organism in Eukaryota, Fungi, Ascomycota, Sordariomycetes, Glomerellales, Glomerellaceae. Gene Ontology annotation, molecular function: O-methyltransferase activity. The record is from RefSeq and is a predicted model, not a curated record.